This is a messenger RNA of Trichomonas vaginalis G3, 363 nucleotides long. RefSeq lists its product as uncharacterized. Lineage: Eukaryota; Parabasalia; Trichomonadida; Trichomonadidae. The coding region runs from base 1 to 363 and encodes 120 amino acids. The record is from RefSeq and is a predicted model, not a curated record. The transcript has a single exon.
AUGAUUGAGUUCGAAGAAGAUAAUAAUGUUUCUCAAGCCAUUCUCGACCAGGCUAAGGCACAGGCCGAAGAACAAGCUAGAAGCAAGCAACAAAUUCAAAUGCCAAACGAAAUCGAAGGAAUUGAUAAAGAAGGAUUAGAACAAACAGAAUAUUUAUUAAUUCAAGAAUAUCUCCAAUCUAUUGGAUUGGUUACAGCUCCAGAAGUUCUUCGUUAUGAAUCACUUCAUCCUACAAUUAAAGAAGAUCGUAGAACAUUAGCACAACGCCUAAAGCUUAGAAGCUAUGACAAAACACCAUUACUUGUUCAGCUUAUAGCCCAACGUCUUGAACAAUUAGAACGUCAAGAUAAGGCAAAUCAAUAA